AUGUUGUCUAGAUUCCCACUGGGUUACGAUCCUCAGAUGUAUCAUGAGGACAGAGUCACUCUGUCGCGGACGACAUCUCAUCAACAUGCAAACGCUCGAGCAAACGGAAAGGCGCUUCAGUCAAAUCCAGUUGAACAAGCUCCCCCCGCGAGCGUUACACCUCAGCCACCGACGAGAAAACAUUAUGUCUUUCCAGACCCGGUAGCUUUUAGAUACCUGGAAGAAGAUUCGUCGACCGUUGUCAUCGAACGAUAUGGGAAGCUAAAAGGCUACGAAUUAUACGUGGUCGAGCAAUGGGCAUGUUCGAGGGUUCACCCUACGUUCGUUAUAUCUACGUAUACCGGCGAUUCGAAUCAUAGUAUCACGGUUGGAGUUUUGGGAGUUCCAUCGGAUGAAGGGAAAUGGUCACCCAGACUCCGAGUGUAUUUCAAAGCGAUUUCACAGUUCCACGCGAGGCCUAAAGACACACCACUUGGAUCGCUUAUGGUCACGAAUCUCAGCAGUUUUCCUUCAGCUCUUACAGUCAUUCCGGUUCCUGCUGGCGACAUCAAGAAGCAUAGGGAGGACUUUAUCGUAAACGAGAAUCUCAAGAGGUUAGGCUGUUCUGGGAGAUCAGGCAUGAGUUUGGCUACACCCGCAUCAGCAACACAGGCCAAGUUUCUGCAGUUAUACAAAACCAGUGAUCGAAUACCUUUAUACGGGGCAGUUAUUGAGCUUGUGAAGCUUUGCCAAGUUGCUCUGAUGAUGUUUGGAAAAUUAGAGCAAGAAUAUGCUGACGGAUGUCUGUGUGAUGUGACUGAGAAGGCCGUUCACGAUUGGUGGGCGGAGAUUGGAUCUGAGUACUAUAAUGUUGAGCCUACCGACGGUAUACUCGGACCGACAACAGUAUCUGCACUCUUGGGUUUGCUCAUGGGCGCUAGGAAUCGUCUCAACUAUUUUGGAGCUCCAGUUUCCAAGGAUGCUUUUGACGUUUAUAAUCUGAAAAGGGGGAUCGCACAUUUUCAAAAGUCACAAAAGAUAGAAAGAACCAGAAGACUGGACAGAGAAACACUUGCUCGUCUACAUCGAGUAACUGCAAAGGCGGCGGCUGGAGAAAGCUGGGCUGUAUCAAAAGCCGUCAAGUCCACCGUCGCAGAGCUCAGUGGUAAAGGCGGAGAAAUGGUUAUGGGCAUGGUUGGACGGGAUAAGGCAGGUAUUGGUGAGGUAGAAACUCUAGAUCUGGACCGAUUCGUUAGCCUGGUUCAUGGAGAGAGAGCGAAAUGGUUGUGGCAUGGGAAACCGAGACGUAGUGGUGGAGACAACGUUGGCAAAUCUGACCCAGGUCUCGGAACUUUGAGUUUCACAAAAGACCAUUCCGGAGGUUAUAUUUGGUCUCACAGCAGAACCGACUCAGUGCCACCGGAGGAGGAUAGCGACAUUCGAAAGGUUGAAAAGGGAAGCUCAAACAAUGUCUACAAUGAAAUACCUCCAGGCUCGGCGGUCAGUGUGACAGAGACUCCAGGGUCGGACCGUGAUCCACAAUUACGACGGACAGUACUCAAGGGAGUGUCAGACAAGAUGAGCGAUGCUCGAUCAGGCUUUGGUCGAAUCAAAGAUGCGGUUGGUUUGCGAGGUCAUCAAAGCAAACAUUCCAAGGAUGACGGUAUAUAUGGGGACCCUCGCGGGUCAGGUUACUUCAGUCCACAAAGUACAAGCACAUUGACGCCUGGUACUGCCCCAACAAGUCCUCUUAUGAUGAACAAAGCUUUCACAUGGAAGUUGACCCCCGAAGAAUAUCAGAAUGGUCAGCGAAAGGAAAGAGAUGUGGUGGCUAAGACUGGGGCAUUUGAUGAAGAUCGAAGUGGAAGUGCUCCCCCAGAACAAAUGGACCCAGAAGAAGCUCGAAGGGCAGCAGAAGCAGAGGAGAAGUGGGCACAACAGGUCAAAAGUAUCCGCCAAGAUCUCGUCGCCAAUGAACCAUCCGUCGCCGGUUCAAUUUACGGGGAUGGAAAUCUCGCAGGUCCGUUCGUGGAAGCAGAGCGUGAUCCGCAUAGUUUCGAAAUACUCUUACACCGUCGACACAGCAUAACUGGUGUUUCACCUUCUGCCACAAAUCAUCGAAAUGAAGCUUGGUGGCCCCGUCAGAUGUCUUUCAGUGAUGCUGAAGAAGCUGUCUUGACGUGGGAGUCAGUGGGUGAGCUCGACAACAACGCGGAAGAUGGCGAUGAUUUGACAGCAUUUCAGAACCAGAAGUUCAUCGCUGAAGAUCUUCGACAUUUGUAUGAGAAGGUUAUCUUUUUGCAAAAAGAGAUAGCUCCAUGGGUUGAAAGCAAAGUAGCAAGCGUUGAAGCUUUGGACGAACAGGCAGUGGGUGAGACAGAGCAAUUCCAGACACUUGUUUAUCAGCUGGGCGAAGCACACCAAGUCAUCAAGGCGGCCAACCAAGAAAUUCUUGCCGGUGAACGUUCUCAUAUUAUGGAAGCCGUCAAAGACGUCGAGACACUAGGUGCAAAGCUCGAAUAUGAGAUUAACGCUCUCAUAUCAAAGGUUGAAGAUGUCGAAGAGGGCGUGUCGCAAUUCGAGAGGCAGGUAGAGGGCUUGGAGCGCAAGGCAAAGGAGUUGGAAAUACAGUUGAGGACUGAAAGUUGGCCUCAUUAUAUUGUGCGUACUAUUACGGGAAUUGGGACAGGACCAAACAUUAUCGCUCCCCGUAGGUAG
Molecule: messenger RNA, 2697 nt
Organism: Glarea lozoyensis ATCC 20868
Lineage: Eukaryota; Fungi; Ascomycota; Leotiomycetes; Helotiales; Helotiaceae
Exons: 2
Coding region: 1-2697 (898 amino acids)
Cellular component (GO): Sin3-type complex
Source: RefSeq, a predicted model, not a curated record